CCUCUUGGCAGUUCUCAAUCCUCUCUUUCUCUACUAGUAAGCAGUCAUGGAUUGUCUCCUUCGCUCCGUUCUCCUGCUUCUUGUGCCUUUUCUUUUGUUCUUUGGGGCCAUGUCUGAUGUAUCUUCUAAUGAAUUGGAUGAUCUUCUGAUUCGCCAAGUCGUGUCGAACAGUGAUGAUCUCUUGAGCGCCGAACACCAUUUCGCCGCAUUCAAGGCCAGGUUCCGGAAAACGUACGCCACGGCGGAGGAGCACGACCAUCGGUUUAGCAUCUUCAAGGCUAAUUUACGGCGUGCUAAACGAAACCAGUUGCUUGAUCCUUCCGCCGUGCACGGUGUCACUCGAUUUUCUGAUUUAACUCCGGCGGAGUUUCGGCAAAACUAUCUCGGAUUAAAGCCUCUUCGGUUCCCAAUCGAUACACAACAGGCUCCAAUACUUCCGACGAAUGAUCUCCCUACAGAUUUCGAUUGGAGAGAUCAUGGCGCUGUAACAGCUGUUAAAGAUCAAGGUGAAUGCGGAUCAUGCUGGUCAUUCAGUACAACUGGAGCCUUGGAAGGAGCUCAUUUUCUCGCCACUGGAAAUCUUGUUAGCCUGAGCGAACAACAACUUGUGGAUUGUGACCAUGAGUGUGAUCCAGAAGAAUAUGGUGCUUGUGACAGGGGCUGCAAUGGUGGGUUGAUGAACACUGCCUUUGAAUACAUACUGAAGGCUGGGGGAGUUGUGCGAGGGGAGGAUUAUCCUUACACUGGGACUGAUGGUCAUUGCAAGUUUGACAAAACCAAAAUUGCUGCAUCUGUAUCUAACUUCAGUAUUGUUUCUAUUGAUGAAGAUCAAAUUGCUGCGAAUUUGGUGAAGAAUGGCCCUCUUGCAGUGGGCAUCAAUGCGAUUUUCAUGCAAUCAUACGCGGGUGGAGUUUCAUGCCCAUUCAUUUGCUCAACCAGUUUGAAUCAUGGGGUACUUCUAGUUGGAUAUGGGUCUGCUGGUUAUUCCCCCAUCCGAUUCAAGGAAAAGCCUUAUUGGCUCUUGAAGAACUCCUGGGGUCAAAAUUGGGGAGAGCAUGGGUAUUACAAGCUUUGCAGGGGUCAUAAUAUAUGUGGAGUGGAUUCCAUGGUCUCAACGGUUGCAGCUAUCCAAUCCGCUACUUAGUAGAUUAUAGCUUCUACACAUUUGUUGUUAUUUGUAAUUCUAUGGAUAAACAGUUUCUGUAUAAUAAACAUGGUCUGAUGGACUACAAGAAGCCACUGGUCAUCUAAUAAAAAUGCCUCUUAAAAUAAGAGCUUGCUAUCUUUUGGUUUUUU
Molecule: messenger RNA, 1296 nt
Organism: Vitis riparia (riverbank grape)
Lineage: Eukaryota; Viridiplantae; Streptophyta; Magnoliopsida; Vitales; Vitaceae
Product: cysteine proteinase 15A-like
Exons: 4
Coding region: 47-1144 (365 amino acids)
Cellular component (GO): lysosome
Molecular function (GO): cysteine-type endopeptidase activity
Source: RefSeq, a predicted model, not a curated record